UGGAGUCCCCACUGUGGAGAAUCGCUUUACAAAAUUAUGUUUAAGCGUUUCAUUCUCUAGAGAAUUCACAAAAAGCCACCCUUUUUAAUGGAAAACCCUAGCUCUGAUCAGCUCGUUCUCUUCAUCGAUCAACAAAACCCUAAACCUUCAAGCAUGGAAACCGAGCUCAAGGACCAAAUAGCUGAAGAGCAGAAGUCCUGGAACCCGCCAGCUAGAACGAAAACCCUUCGCCGCCUCAGCUUCUCCAAACCAAAAGCUCGAUUACUAGAGUUCAACUAUCCGGCAACUGGCCACAAACCAAUUCCUGAAUCCGAGGAAAGCGAACCGUUUCUGGAAAACUAUUCUUCAAGCGAAGAUGAUGACGAUGAAGAUGAGAACGAGUGGGAGAAAGAAUAUGAUGAAGAUGACGGAGGAACGGGAGGAGAAAAAGUGAGAAAGAGGAGAAAAAUUCAAUGGAGACUAUUGAUAGAAUGGAUGUUGUUCAUCAUUAUUAUGACUUGUUUGAUUUGUUCUCUGACGAUAAAGUCGAUCAAGAAUGAGCUCACUUGGGGACUUGAGACGUGGAAAUGGUGCUUAAUGGUGAUGGUGACCUUCUGCGGCCGCCUGGUUUCGGGGUGGUUAAUGACUUUCGUCGUCUUCUUAAUCGUCCGCAACUUCAUGCUCAGAGAAAAGGUUUUGUAUUUCGUUUAUGGACUCAGAAAAAGCAUCCAAAACUGCGUCUGGUUGGCUCUCGUACUCCUCUCAUGGAGUAUGUUCAACGGGAAAGUCCACAAAAACAAAAUUCUCAAGAAAGUCUUUCAAGCUCUCGUUGCAGUACUCCUCGGUGCAACGAUUUGGCUUAUGAAAAUCUUUCUAGUGAAAUUAUUAGCCUCAUCGUUUCACGUUACCACAUAUUUUGAUCGAAUGAAAGAGAGUGCCUUUCAUCACUAUAUUUUGGAUACACUUUCAGGACCACCAAUGAACAUGGACGGGAUCGUGAAACAAGGCCAUAAUCUGACGGAAUCGAAGUCGAUGCCGGCGAGAUGGAAGGAGGGGAAGUUGAAGGAAGCAAGGAAUGUUUACAAGUCUAAAAAGUUUGGGUCUAGGAAGAUUGACAUGGAGAAGCUGAGGAGGCUGAGUACGGAGAGGAGGGCUUCGGCUUGGACCGUGAAGAGGUUGGUGAAUUACAUAAGGUCAUCAGGUUUGUCAACCAUUUCUAAGACUGUUGAUGAAUUUGGAAACGCUGAAUCGGAGAUCACUAGCGAAUGGGCGGCGAGAAACUCUGCUCAAAGGAUCUUCAAGAACGUAGCUAAACCGAAUGCCAAGUAUAUUGAAGAGGAAGAUUUAAUGAGAUUUUUGACUCGUGUUGAGAUUCAUACUAUAUUUCCACUCUUUGAAGGGGCCCUUGAGACUGGAAGGAUAACAAAAUCUUCAUUUAGAAAUUGGGUGGUUCGAGCUUAUCUUGAGAGAAAAGCCUUAGCGCAUUCGUUGAAUGACACCAAAACGGCAGUUCAACAGCUGCACAAAUUAGCAAGUGCAAUUGUCAGUGUAAUUAUACUUGUGGUGUCUCUCAUGGUGAUGGAGGUAGCCACUUCAAAGGUAAUAGUUUUUGUCCUCACACAAAUUGUUCUUGUGGGCUUCAUGUUCCAAAACACUUGCAAAUGGUCUUCGAAUCCAUUGUCUUCAUCUUCAUCAUGCACCCUUAUGACAUUGGAGAUCGCUGUGUCAUUGAUGGUGUUCAGAAGUCCGGAAAUGGCAGAUGUUAUUAAUUUCAGUGUUGAUAUUUCUACGUCCAUGGAUUCUAUCAUUGCGCUUAAGAAGGCGAUUCAAGCAUAUAUCGAGAGCAAACCCAACUACUGGAACCCUAAACAUGCAGUGAUAGUGAAAGAAAUUGACGAACAGAACAAAUUGAAAAUUUGUGUAAGUGUUCAACAUACCAUCAAUCACCAGAACUAUGGGGAGAGGAGUAGUCGGGUAUCUGAGCUUAUUCUUGAGUUGAAAAAGAUCCUUGAGAAUCUUGGAAUCAAGUAUAGUCUUCUUCCUCAAGAGAUUCAUCUCACGCAGGUUAAUUUCGAGGAUUGGAGCUAGAUGUAUAGCAUGGCAUGCAUGCCAUUGAUUAUUGUCUUACUUAAAUAUAUUAAUUAUGGUUAUCUUCAUGUUUAAAAUAACUAUAAAAGCGAUUUCUCUAAUUAAGUUGUGCUACUUUCGUACUA
Molecule: messenger RNA, 2192 nt
Organism: Mangifera indica (mango)
Lineage: Eukaryota; Viridiplantae; Streptophyta; Magnoliopsida; Sapindales; Anacardiaceae
Product: mechanosensitive ion channel protein 10-like
Exons: 5
Coding region: 88-2067 (659 amino acids)
Biological process (GO): monoatomic anion transport; detection of mechanical stimulus
Cellular component (GO): plasma membrane
Molecular function (GO): mechanosensitive monoatomic ion channel activity
Source: RefSeq, a predicted model, not a curated record